This is a messenger RNA of Numida meleagris (helmeted guineafowl), 6560 nucleotides long. It is a transcript of the gene TPH1, whose product is annotated as tryptophan hydroxylase 1. Gene Ontology annotation, molecular function: tryptophan 5-monooxygenase activity; iron ion binding. Lineage: Eukaryota; Metazoa; Chordata; Aves; Galliformes; Numididae. The record is from RefSeq and is a predicted model, not a curated record. The transcript has 11 exons. Gene Ontology annotation, biological process: serotonin biosynthetic process; aromatic amino acid metabolic process. Bases 2866 to 4203 code for a protein of 445 amino acids. Gene Ontology annotation, cellular component: neuron projection.
AACAAAUGCAGAAAAAAAACCUGCUGGGCUUCUUUCUGCUUUCCUUCUUUCUUUUUUCCAGUUCAGAUCUGGGAAAUUAGCUGCAUGCCAUAAUUUUGGGCAGCAGCAAACUGUGAGAACUGAAUUCUGUACGGACACCAAUGCAAACAAGAUUGCUUGAAAAAGUGGCUACGAUUGGAUGUGGUGAAGAGAAGUGAAGCAGUAACACUAGGAAAAGUGAUGAAGAAGGGAGCAGGAAAUAAAACAGGAAAGAAACCGGAAGAAUUAUGACAGAAGGGAGAAAUACCAACUAAUUGCAAUGUUGGAGGAGAAAAUUAUUAUCAGUGAUAUUGUUAGGAUUCUAGAUUUGUCCAGGUGGAAUAUCUAAUGUGCGAUCACCCAUCAAAAAGCUGUCAUGUUGAUUAUAUAUUUGAAGUUCAAUCUCUUUUGAAGUUUUUCCUGCUUGUAUGGCAGUGAGACAAGUUGAAGGUGGAGAUCACACAGCAGAUGGGCAAGCUAAUGUUGCUUGGCUUCCCCCAGUUUUGCUGACUGGCUGUGGCACAGAGAUGUAGAGCCCUCCAUGAGGGAGGGGAGUCGGUUUCUGCUGUUGUUUGCCCCUGUGUAGCACUGGCCUUGCACCUGCCUAAGGUGAGUUCCUGAAGCAGAGGCCUGCAGGGAUGGUGCUCUUGUUGCACUUUGCUCUGAGCAGGGCAGAAAUGGGUCUGAAUAACUAGCUGGGUAUCAAGGAGUAGGGGCCUGUAUUUAACUGAGGAGAACUAAAACCUGCUCAGCCUGUAACACCAGUCACUCCGAGUACAGAGCUACAAUUUUGAAUUUGACUUCAGCAAUUUUAUAUGGCACAAAUUAAAAAAUUCUGUGUGACUGUUACAUUCUAUGGGGAUUAAAAUGCAAGUCUGAUCUUACAUCCAUGAUAGUUUCUUUGUGCAUGUGGUGUAGGUGUGGUGAGGGACUGCAGGCUUGUGCCUGUCACAACUGAUGUCCCAUGUUGUUGUCACUCCCCCAGUUUCUGCUCCUUCAUCCAAUUUCCAAAGAAACCUUAGGAAAGCGAAGGCGCCUUGACCCUCUUCUGUGUUGCAGUGGUAGUCAUUAUUUAUUCUGUGCUUCAGGUUAAGCAAACUCCAUUUUAAUUUUGCAGUGAGUUUAUAUCAACAUCAUUUAUGUUGUCGUGCGCAUUGUUCUUGGUGACAACCCUGUUUAGAGCAGCUGUAAGUUUAACGAGCUAUCUGUUAACCUUUCAUAGAAAGGAAGUGCUUCUGUCAGUUACUCUAAUGAAAUCAUAAAAAUCAUUUCCUGUCUCCAGCUGUAGCCCAGUCCUCGUAUCUUCUGUCAAUAGGAGGAUAUUGAAACAUACAGGAAAACACACACGCACGUUGAUCCCACCUUACAGUAUAGCCAUAGUGUUGUAUUUCAGUGCAGCAAAUUGUAAUUAGCCAGUGAUGUCAAAGGCUUUUAUUUUCCAUUACAAAUUCUCUGUAUUGCGCAAACUCUUUUAUUCAACAUGAAAGAGUUUCCUCAUCAAUCAGUUGGGAAGGCUGCGUGCAAGAGCUGUGUUCUUCCUGACCUGAUGUGUAAAGAUCUUGGUUUCAUGAGCUGAGAGAGUAGAAAGGAAGGAAAAAACACUUCAUCUUAAGAGGGGAAAAAACCAAAACUGCAAAAUAUUCUCUAUUUCAUCAUUUGGGAUGAGGCCACUAGAAUGACUGAAUGGAAGGAGGUGAAAUAGUGGAUAGAAACAUUGGGAGUAAAGAGAAAGAGAAAAAAUGAAUGGUGAAAACUUGGAAGAGCAAGAGAGGGUUUCUGCUUUGUGAGGUCUCUUGGUGGAGUACAUAAGAAGGGCAAAAAGAAAAAGAAACAUGGUAUAAUUGCCUGUGAGCUAUAGAGUGGUGUAGGUUCAAGCAAGGUCUUCAAGGCCCCAAAAUGUAUUGGCUCUGAGCGAUAUGAGCUGUUCAUGUGGGGAAAAUCCCAAGCUCAAAUGAAGGGAAGAUUUCUCCUUUUGCUGGAGCUAAGUAUACACCAGUUGCUCUCUUGUAGUUUCAAGAGAGUAGCAAAAAAGUGAACAACUGCAUUUGGAAAUAACCCCAGGGCUGCUCCAAAGCUGUCAGCUUCUGUGUUGGAAGAGCACUUAAGGCCGCAUUACAUUCGGUGUGGUGGACUUGGUGCGUUUUUGGUCCAUGGUGUGAAGUUUGAGGGAGCGUUUUUGGAAGAACCUGCUGAGUGCAGCACGGUGUGAAGUGGUUGGUUGCCCUUACAGGGGAAGGCGCCGCGGUCUUGAUUUCCAGCCGUUCUGCGGAUCCCCACGUUUACUCAGACUUGAAAGAAGUAAACUUAAUUACAUUAAACAAAGCAUUUGCCUUACAAACAUGCUCUGGUCCCUUUUGCAUCUACUGAGAGAUAACAAGAAGCGUAUGAAUAACAGCUGCAGUCUUAUUUUUUUUGACCUGUUGCAGAAGGAAGGUGCACAGGCGUAGUAUGUCUGUGGGAGCAGAGGAAGAGCCCACAGGGGCAUUUGAAAUUGGAUUUUUUGAAUGUAAAUCUCUACGGUAAGUUGGGAAAGGGAUAAAGCCAUCAAGGUUUCAGUGUUGCCUGUUGCAGGUCAAGAUGAUUUUGAAUAACAGUAGUAAUGUUGGAGCUGAAGCCUUAUCCAAACAGACAAAAGCACUUCCGUCACCUGCUUGUCUUUUUCAGGCCAAAUGAUAUGGCGUGUAUCAUUGCAGAUGUUAUUUAUGCUGUUCUACGUCCAAGUUACCAGCAAAUCUCUGAUGACUGCCUUUAUCGUGUGAGUUUUCAGGUGGAUUUGCACCUGCCUAUCAGGAAAUUCAUUUCUAGACUAUACCUGUGUGUGUUAAUAAGCUAACUAAGUCCAACUACAUGAUGAUUGAAGAUAAUAAAGAGAACAAAGACCAUGCAUCUGAAAGAGGAAGAACUGCCAUCAUUUUUUCCUUGAAGAAUGAAGUCGGAGGACUUGUAAAAGCUCUAAAACUCUUUCAGGAGAAGCAUGUGAAUCUGGUGCACAUUGAGUCACGGAAAUCCAAGAGACGAAACUCGGAGUUUGAAAUCUUCGUUGACUGUGACAGUAAUGGGGAACAACUGAAUGAGAUCUUCCAGCUCCUCAAAUCCCACGUCAGCAUCGUCUCUAUGAACCCGACAGAGCAUUUCAAUGAGCAGGAAGAUGACAUGGAGAAUAUUCCCUGGUAUCCAAAGAAGAUCUCAGAUUUGGAUAAGUGCGCAAACCGAGUGCUGAUGUACGGGUCCGAUUUGGAUGCUGACCACCCAGGUUUCAAAGACAACGUCUAUCGUAAGAGGAGAAAGUAUUUUGCAGACCUGGCUAUGAACUACAAGCAUGGUGACCCAAUUCCCAAGAUUGAAUUCACAGAGGAGGAGAUCAAGACUUGGGGGACUGUAUACCGAGAGCUUAACAAGCUUUAUCCAACUCAUGCCUGCAGAGAGUACCUUAAAAACUUGCCCUUGCUCACCAAAUACUGUGGGUACAGGGAAGACAAUAUCCCUCAGCUGGAAGAUGUGUCUCGCUUCCUGAAAGAGCGCACAGGUUUCACCAUUCGCCCUGUUGCUGGGUAUCUGUCACCCAGAGACUUCUUGGCAGGAUUAGCAUUCAGAGUUUUUCACUGCACUCAGUAUGUUAGACACAGCUCGGACCCUCUCUACACACCAGAGCCUGAUACCUGCCAUGAGCUCCUAGGCCAUGUCCCUCUUUUGGCUGAACCCAGUUUUGCUCAGUUCUCCCAGGAAAUUGGACUUGCAUCACUUGGGGCAUCAGAUGAGGCUGUCCAAAAACUGGCAACAUGCUACUUUUUCACCGUAGAGUUCGGCUUGUGCAAGCAAGAGGGGCAGCUAAGAGUUUAUGGGGCUGGCUUGCUCUCUUCAAUUAGUGAGCUCAAGCACUCACUCUCUGGCAGUGCCAAAGUCAAGCCUUUUGAUCCAAAGGUCACCUGCAAGCAAGAAUGCCUCAUUACAACAUUCCAGGAGGUUUACUUUGUUUCUGAAAGUUUUGAAGAAGCAAAGGAAAAGAUGAGAGAGUUUGCAAAAACCAUCAAGCGUCCAUUUGGCGUGAAGUACAAUCCAUAUACUCAAAGUGUGCAGAUCCUGAAAGACACCAAGAGCAUUGCCAGUGUGGUGAACGAGCUACGCCACGAGCUGGACAUUGUCAGUGAUGCCCUCAGCAAGAUGGGCAAGCAACUGGAAAUCUAACAUUCCCAUCAUCCGUGUGGUGCGCUCAGCAACUCUUUUCUCUUCCUCACUUGUCUCUUUCUAGGCGCAUAACGUCUUGUAUGCAGAACUUUCCUUUACUAAUGGAAAAGUGAAUAGCCCAUAAGGAUAAUCACUUUAACUCACUUUAACUUAUUUUUCUGUUUAAAGUCCCUUACAGAAUGUAUUUCCUUCACCUCCGUUCCCUGUGGAUAAACAAGUCCUGGAGUUGCCUUGGAGAAGCUAGCAGAGGAAUAGAGAAAUAGCUAGGCUGGAGCAAAACUAUGGUCUGUGGAUCAGGGCUGGGAUCAGAUGCUUCAGAGAGCAGCUUAUGAGGCAAUUGUAGAGUAAUUUGGCGCAGGGAAAUGUCUUUCUGAUGCUAGUAGUCUAUGUGGCUAAUUUUACGGUAGUGUAGACUUCAUAACAUAGAAGCUAUAGUAAUCAGUGCUUCUAAGUCUGUGCUAUUAAGUUUAAAUAUCCAAGUUUAGAACUUGAAUGAGUACAGCUCAGGUACCAGGACAUAAUUUAUCUGGAAGUUCUUCGUGAUAAAAUGGAGGGAUCAUAUCUCCCUUUCAUAGGGAUAAUUCUUGCUCCCAAAGAACUGCAACUGUACUGACUGGCAUGUUUCUAGUAAAAGGGUGGAGGUGAAAGCUUAACUGUUUAUUUCAACAAAUUUUCUGUCACCUCAAAGAGUCAGAAUUUUUGUUGCUGUCCAUGGUAUUAUACCUGAGGGAAGACACUAAGGAAAUACCACUUGCCUUUUUCCUCACUGAAUAAAUUUAGCCAGGAUUAUAGCAAGCCAUCAGGUACUGACUUAGCACAAAGCCUAAAACCAUUUUGAAAUUACAAUCCUAUAUUCAAAGUAGUUUUGCAGGACUAAGAGAAGCCCAGUGCUAAAAUAACACCAGAAUUUAAAAUAAGAGCCAAAGUUUGUACUCUCAUAAACUUCCUAUUGAUUGCUCAGUCCUUUUAUUGACCUUGCAAACUGCGUGAAGAUAGAUUUAGCUUCUUUCUUGCUAGGCCUGAAUGCCUGUAUUCCCAAUCAAGCAAAUAACUGAAAGAUACAAACAUUUGAUAGAAAUCUCCAUCCCUGGAGGUAUUCAAGGCCAGGCUGGAUGGGGCCCUGGACAGUGUGAUCGGGUGGGUGGUGACGCUGUGCUGUACGGAGCUGUGCUGUCUGCUGUUGCUGCCAACCCUGUCUAUGAAAUUAAUUUAUGUAUGUACAGGGUCUAAUACAUUUGAAUAGAAAAUUUGUGAAGUGCAGGGUAUAUUUAAUAGCAUGCUAGACCCUGAUUCUCCAUAUGUGGUUCUUACCAGAAAAUCCAACUUGCAACUGUGGAGGCCACUGGAAAGAUCAACUGAAAUCUUAAAUAUACUGGUCCAAGUCCUCUGUGAGUUGGAAAGGACUUUCAAGAACCUCUGUGCUUGGCAAUCCCUUUGUUGCAUAUGCCUUCCAGUAGGCUCCAUCUGCUUUGUAAGCCAUCACUUGCAUCACUUACACUGGCCCCAUCUUCCCAAAUACAUUCACUAUUUAAAACCAGUCUAGAUAAUUUUCCUAUGACUUUAUUAAUCCACCAUUAUUAUUUUUUCUAAGAACAUUUUGAACAUAUAAAAAUGUGAUCUACUGCUUACAUUACACUUUUAAGUAGAUAUUCGGAGCUUUCUCUUUCUGAAGAAGAAACCUUCUGCUUGGAGUAGUAAGGGAGGAUGUAUUGCCUGUUUCUGUGCUAACGAUUAACAUUCAGCUGCAUUUUAAAAAUGAUGGGAUUGUUCUGGUGUUGAAAUACGGGUUUGUGUUAUGUGAAAUCUUCAUCUGAGCUACUUAGUCAUUUUGACUGGGAGACCUUACGCCUGCUGCAUUAGCACCAGGUACUUUUGGGAAAACAAACAAAUAGAAAUGGUGUCUUUAUUUGCAUCAGUGUAACAAAAAAUGGAAGUAAACUGCUGAUAGUAAUGUAGGGAAGGUGCAUUUUCACUGUAUUAACAACACAUACCUUCAGCUUCACCCAUCCAACCCUUCCAACUAGGUAGAGCAUUAAUAAUUUAAAUGUUUUAAACUGUUGUGGAGGCUUUAAAUGUCAAUUAAGUAAACCUGUACCGUCCUGCUGGUAAUUGGUAGAAGCAGGUAAACCUUUACUUCACCACUUGAGCAAUAAACACAAACCACUCUGACUGACGUUGUGCGUUUUACACUGCGAUGGGGGUUUUCUGCACCCUGGGCUUCAUUCCCUUGCAAACUGUCCAUGUUUCUGGGAGAAGCGAUUCGUUUUCUCCCUUCUAAAGGUUUCGGCGUCCUUGCGCAGGAGCCAGUGCGUUACUCCAGCCGCGGUCCCCCAGCCGGGCUGUCUGGGCGCAGGCCG